AUGUCAUUUUAUUUGUUUUCAGAAGACUAUGGGCGGAUAGUUUCCAGGAUGGAACAGUUUAGAAUUGGGUCGUUUUAUGGACUUGAUCAAAUUGCUAAGCAAGCUUGCAGUAAGUGUGGAAGAAGAAGAAUGUAUUUCUGUUAUGACUGCCGAAGGUAUAUGCCUUCGGUGUUUGAACUAGCUCCACUUGUUGAGUUGCCUGUGAAAAUAGACAUCAUCAAGCACAAAAAAGAAAAGAAUAGCAAAAGCACAGCUGUGCAAUGUCUUCUUUUAGCUCCUUUUUCGACUACUGUGUAUGACGCACCAACUCUUCCUGAUUAUGAUGGAACAAUUGACGAAAAAGUGGUGAGGGUAGUAUUGAAGGCUAUUGUAUAUCCUUCACCUGAAGCAAAACACAUAGCAGAUUUUAUUCGUGAGAACGGCAGUAUUGAUCGUUUUGUUUUUCCGGACGCCACUUGGUUUCAGGUUGGUGGUCUCCUCUCAUUACAGCAGUUGCAAAAAUUACCUCAAGUCAGGUUAAAGUCAUACAAAACUUUGUAUUGGAGACCUCAGAAAGGUUGUUCAGACGAGUACUUGGCAACUGUAGAAGCAGUGUAUUACGCAGUUCGUGAAAAUUAUGAGGUCGUGAACUCAACGCCGUAUGAUGGCCGAUUUGACAACCUUUUGUUUUGGUUUCUCUAUUUUAGGAAAAUGGUGGGUAACAGCCAUACCAAAAAGAAAUGGGACUUGCAGAAGGGAUUAAACGACAAAUAA
Enterobius vermicularis (human pinworm) is the source of this 753-nucleotide messenger RNA. Lineage: Eukaryota; Metazoa; Nematoda; Chromadorea; Rhabditida; Oxyuridae. The record is from the annotation of a GenBank genome assembly.